CAAGAUAACACAGUCCUAUCCAAGUGUUUCACUGGCUGUGUGUUGCCUGACAAAUGGAAGCCCACACCGAUCACGCAGAGGAUGUCGACUAUGGCAUGAAAACGCUUGCCUCCGGCGGUCGCUUUCUCUUCUUGAUGCUAAUCGUCCUCAUCUGCCUUCACCAAGCUUACUCCUCCUUGUGUCGGAGCCGUCAUCGUCAUGGCGGAGGCCAACGGCGUCUCCCCCUUCAUAUUUCCUCGACCAUCUCAGCCACCGCCCAGAGCAAGGGUCGUCUAGAUCCUUCUCUUUUCAAGUUCCUUCCCACAUUCACCUACUCGUCCACCAUUCACCUUCCACUGAAUGAUUGUGCCAUCUGCUUGUCGGAGUUGCAAGAAGGAGAUGAAGUUCGCACCCUCCCAAAUUGCAGCCACAGCUUUCACUCUCACUGUAUUGAUACGUGGUUUCGUUCUCACUCCAUCUGCCCAGUGUGUCGAUCCCUGGCUGAGCCGUCGCAAACUUUGAAACAAGCCUCUGUUUCCAGGGAUAAAUUUGUUUGUUGCUUGGAUCUUCCUCUAGCGAUUAGGUGUCCUAGACAGCCACCGGAGGUGAUGAAGAAGACGAGCAUAAUCAUAGAGGAGCCACUAGACGAUGCGAGCAAUCUGAGGAGGACAAGGCCGUCGGGUGCACGAAUCCCCACACCGAAAGAAUAGGCUUAACAAGCGCAGUAAACCCAGAUUUGCUUGCAUCAAAAUAUAAAACACUUUUUUAAAAAAUUAAUUUUUUAAUUAAUUAAUUUUUAAGUCAUUUAUAAUUCAUUCCCUCAAUUAUAAUUUAUAAUAAUUUAAUUUUUUAAUUAUAAUUUAAUUUUUUAACUUUUAAUUUAUUUAUAAUUUAUUUUUUAUUUUUUUAUUUUUUUAAAAACUAUCCUUAUCAAACAGGAAGAUAAAAAAAUAUUCAUAUUUUAUUUUAAAAUAUCAUCCUCUUAUUCUUUAACGUGAGAUCUAAACUAACAUAAAAAUAAGAGCUAAUAAAAAUUAAGAGAUUGAGUCAUAGCAAAAUUAAAAGUUGAAGAAUUAAGUUACAACAAUUCAUGAAGAUUUAAGAAUUAAAAAAUUAAUUUUUUUCAAUACUUUUAAUUAAAAAAUAUUUUAUUAAUAAUCUAUAUUCCAAUAUAAAAAAAUCAUAUUGUAUGCUACUUUUUUAAUAUUUUUUAUAAAUAAGAUAUUUAACGAAGAACAUUUGGAAAAGUUUUGAUUUUUAUUUUUAUUUUAAGAAAUAAACUUAUAAAAUAUGUUUAAUAAAAUUUAUAGAUACAUUUGACUUUUUAUCUGGUUUAUAAGUUAGGAUGGAGACUAGUUUCUAAUGUUAAGCAAAUACACACUACAGAGUAGACUGGAGGUUGGUUCAUUGUUUAAAUUGUGAUAUCAUACUUUAUAUCUAUCCUAGUUUUUUUUUUUUUGUGAAUGAAUGAUUGAAAUUAAUUCUCUAUAUGUCAGUGUGUUUAUUUCGUUAAAAUAACACGACAAGACGGGAGAUUUAUUUUAAAAAUUUUAACAAGAUUAUCAAUGUACAGAUUAAAGUUUGAGGAGUCAUUCUAUAUGUUGAUUAGCAGCUCAUUCACUUGGUUAAUCGAUAUUUCAAAUACAAAAGCCUUGCGUGAGUCCCUUAAAUUCUGACCUUUGCGAGUGCUAGCGGCUCACCCGACGCUGUCUUGAUCGUGACGGGGUGGCGAUGAGGGCGGGGUUGUGCCUGUGCUGCUAGCAGAGUGAGAGAGGGCAUGAGAACGGUGACGAGGAUGAAGGCGAAGGGAGCGAGAAGGAGAACAACAGCUGAAAGAGACACGCCGGCCUCUCGCGCUACAUCGUUACAGUGCACACACCUACAUUUCCUUUCGGAGGGGGUAAAAAAAAAAAAAAUCCCCCCAGAAAAUUCCUAGAUCCGUCACUGUUUUUAUCGUGUUGAAUACGCAAGAAUUGUCUUUUAAUUAAAAAAUUAAGAUUUGGUGACUCCAUA
Molecule: messenger RNA, 1992 nt
Organism: Prosopis cineraria
Lineage: Eukaryota; Viridiplantae; Streptophyta; Magnoliopsida; Fabales; Fabaceae
Product: RING-H2 finger protein ATL2-like
Exons: 1
Coding region: 54-689 (211 amino acids)
Biological process (GO): protein ubiquitination
Source: RefSeq, a predicted model, not a curated record